UCGGUUCUUCUGAACCACCUUCUUAAGUGGCGAGUGGGCUUCGAAUCACGCAGAGGUUUAUUGCAUGGGAGUCAUCAGAUCGAUCCAUGAGGUGCUGAGCGCCAGAAGCUAGAAAUGGAGCGUGGGGACGUCAUGUGUUAAAACCAUGCAAUUUGCUUCAUCCUUUGAGUCUUCAGUGUUGAUCUUACCGGUUCUCAAGCCAAAACCUUAACUGCUGAGCUUGUACGCAGGUGGUGGGCGAUCUCGUAACAAGCCACUGCAGCAUUGAGCUUCGAUUCGAUGCCGAGGUCGAGAGCGUCGGAAUUGCCGCAGAGGCAGCCGCAGCGAGCGGCGCCUCUUCACCUGAAGACCAACUCUGAGGCCAACAGCCACCAACGCUCAGUCGACCGCCGUGCGAAGCCGGAAGAUCGCCGAUCCCCUCGUAGUCCCUUGCACGAGAAGAAGCGCGGCACUGGAGUCUCCGACGUGGAGACCAAGCUUGGCGAAGCGCAGGAGGAGCUCAAGAUGCUAAGGGACCGGCUGGCUUUGGCCGAAGCCGCGAAGCUCGAUGCUCAACGAGCUCUCGAGAUGGCCAAGAAGCAGAUACCCUCUGCUAUCCCAGUAGUGAAAGCAGAAGAAGAGGAGAAUCUUCUGCUUCAGCACGACUCCGAAGGGACGUCAGAAGUCACGCAGGAGGCGAAGAUUGAAGAGGAGAGCGUCGAUUCCGCGCGCACUACUGAUGUCUUCGAAGUCGUAGCACCGACCGAGCCCACAAACGUAGAGAACGACGAUCACAGCAAGCCCGGAGAAGAAGCGACAGUAACCGAGAAAGAGGAGGAGGAGGAAGCUAAAACAGCAGUCGAGAACGAGAAAUACGGGAAAGAUCAAAUGGUAGACAAGAAAGAGGAACAACAGCGCGGCGGGGUAGAGCUUCCGAAUUUGCUCGACUUGGUUGAACUCGAGGACACGACAGAGGUGGGAAUUGUGCUGGAGGAGAACGUGUUCGCUAAGACGACAGCGGAGUCGCAGACCGUGAGAACUGCCGACGCAGCACGAGCCAAGGAAGAGGAGCUCGCAGAGAAGCUGAGAUCAACGGAGGAGGAGCUGAAACAGAGCAGGGAGAAAGCGGAGCUGCUGACGGAGCAGCUGCAAGCGGCAGUAGGGGCGAAGUCGAUGCUCGAGGAGGAAAUGAAGCGGCUGAGGGUGCAGACAGAGCAGUGGCGAAAGGCCGCCGAAACAGCUGCCGCGGCGCUGGCAGCCGGCGACGAUGUCGGGCACGAGGAAUGGGGUCCGGCGCUGAUGGACGGGGAUGCGAUGGGGGAGGAAGGGGCCGUGGGGAAGCGGAAGGGGGCGGGUGUUCGGGUCUUUGGUGACCUCUGGAAGAAGAAAGGUCAGCGCAAGUAGAGAUCGGAUCAGCCUUUUGGAUUGCCUUUUGAUGCCGCGCCGUGUCUGUUUGCUUUGGUUUGGUUUGGUGGAUGGUUGUAUCUGCGUCUCUUCCCACGCCGCUGUUAAACCACAGACAGUGUUGCAGAUUUGACGACAAUGGAUCAGAUAAUAUAUAAGAUUAUAUAAGAGAAUCAAAUGUUUUCCCAGAAGAACAUAAUUUGAAGUUGGAAAUAUAUCAUUUCAUGUGAUGGGUAAUUA
Molecule: messenger RNA, 1623 nt
Organism: Musa acuminata AAA Group (dessert banana)
Lineage: Eukaryota; Viridiplantae; Streptophyta; Magnoliopsida; Zingiberales; Musaceae
Product: interactor of constitutive active ROPs 1-like
Exons: 3
Coding region: 280-1383 (367 amino acids)
Source: RefSeq, a predicted model, not a curated record